ACAGUCUUUUUCAAUGAAGCGGUGUGAAUGUUUUGUUUUGCUUUGGCGCCGGUUUCACGAUUAUUCUCGUAAAUAGCACCACACUCUACGGGCGGCCGAGCGGACGGGCAGACAGUUCGGUUCGGAUUGGAUUACUUGCGGUCGUAAAGGACGUGGAUUAAGAUCAAGAUGAGUGCGGAUUGGCGUGCAAAUCGUUCCGACGAUGAAGAGGAUGAGCAGGAGGAAGCUUUCGCUGGCCGUUCGGGGCUUAUACUGACCGUGGACUGUGCUGACUACAUGUUCGAACAGGAAGGUGGUGAAUCGGAAUCCCGGUUUGUGGAAGUGCUCCACAUCAUCGAGGCAAUGAUGCGCAACAAGGUGGUCACAAACGAAACGGAUUUAGUUGGAGUGGUUUUCUACAACACCGAGAAAAAUCCGGCCCCGGAAAGUGAGGAAGAAUUGCAACCGGGCCUCGUUGCACCGCGACAAUGUGCCAUCUAUCUGCCGCUUAGCACCACUUCCGUCGAAACGAUUCGUAAAGUGCGUGGUAUGCGUGAAUCGAACGAUUUGUUCGAUUUCGAUGCAAAGUAUGGCCACGCGCAGGGUACCAGCCUAUCGAAUGUGCUGUGGCUCUGUUCACGGAUGUUUUCCCACUGUGGGUACAAACUGUCCCAGUCCACGAUCGUACUGUUUACGAGCAAUGAUGCACCACACGAUAGCAGCAGCAGCGAGUAUCAGCAAGCAUUGGUAAAGGCCAGAGAUUUGCAGCAGAAUGAAAUUUUUGUUGAGCUGGUACCGAUGAGCGGCCACUUCGAUUGCGACAAGUUUUACAAAGAGUUCCUGUGUACCGUGCUGGAGGAAGAUAUGGCUGAUUUCGAGCCACCGGUGUAUGAAAAGUCGAAGGAAAGGCUUCUGUAUCGUUUGUUUGUGAAAAGCUAUAAGAAGCGAUCGAUGGCGCACCUAAAGUGGCACCUGUCGGAUGAGAUAGCAUUGGGCGUGAACGUCUACACGUUACGGAGGAGUCCACGCUAUCCCAAAAAGGUGAGACUCCUAAGAUCAACCAACGAGGUGAUCGUGUCAAAACGAGUGCACGUGGCCAGCACCUUAAACGAAGAUGGAGCUCAGGAAGAAUCCAAAGUGAUUUUACCCGGUGAGCAAAGGAAAUCGAUCACGAUCGGUGGCGAAAAGGUUUCGUUUAAGCCGGAAGAAGUCACCCAGAUGAAACAGCUAUUGCAACCAGGAAUACGCCUGCUGGGAUUUAAACCUUCGUCAGUGAUCAACAUACGUAAUCAUUUUCGCAGUUGCUUAUUUCUGUAUCCGAACGAAGGCUAUAUUAACGGAUCCACUACACUGUUCCGUGCACUGUACGAAAAAUGUCUUGAGAAGGAUCAGGUGGCCUUCUGUAUGCUCACCAUGCGACGAAAACAACCUUCCAAGUUGGUAGCAUUGGUACCUCAACAGGAGCUAGCUCACGAUCCUUUGGGCGAAGCAGAUCGUCAUUGUGGUUUUCGUGUUGAGUUUAUUCCAUUCGCUGGUGACAUUCGAAAGUUGUCCAUGCUUGAGGAAACCACCGGAGUUCCGGAGGUGACAGACGAACAGACGGAUCUGUUCAAAAAGAUGAUCAAAAAGGUUAAGUUCAAAUUUCAUCCUUCACACUUUGAGGACCCAUCGUCACAAAACCUGUACAUCAACAUCGAGUCGCUGGUGUUCGACGUGGAAGAUGCGGAGCUGAUCGAUUCCACACGACCCGAUUGUGACAGAAUUGACGCGAAGCUGGAACCAAUAUUGACCGAUAUGGAGCGCCUGUUUGGCGAGGAUCCCGAGGAAGCGCCAAAGCGUCGUCGAAACGACGGAGCGAACAAUGAUGGUGAACCGAAAGCGAAAGAGCCACGUGUGUUACCAGCCAACGACGAAGAACUACUUCGAAUGGUGAAAGAUGGCAAGGUGCAAAGUUUAACCGUGGCCAUGCUAAAAGAUUAUCUACAGAAACAAGGCGUCCGCGGCCUUUCGCAGCUGACAAAAUCGGGCCUAGUUGAUAAGAUUCUUGCCAUACAAGCAGAUUGAAUGUAACAUUCCUGUACGGUUUAGGGUAAAAUAAUUAUUCCGCUGUGGAUUAUAUUUAA
Molecule: messenger RNA, 2102 nt
Organism: Anopheles stephensi (Asian malaria mosquito)
Lineage: Eukaryota; Metazoa; Arthropoda; Insecta; Diptera; Culicidae
Gene: Irbp
Product: X-ray repair cross-complementing protein 6
Exons: 8
Coding region: 169-2043 (624 amino acids)
Biological process (GO): telomere maintenance; double-strand break repair via nonhomologous end joining; cellular response to X-ray
Cellular component (GO): nucleus; Ku70:Ku80 complex
Molecular function (GO): damaged DNA binding; double-stranded DNA binding; DNA helicase activity
Source: RefSeq, a predicted model, not a curated record